Stylonychia lemnae is the source of this 840-nucleotide messenger RNA. NCBI's taxonomy places the organism in Eukaryota, Ciliophora, Spirotrichea, Sporadotrichida, Oxytrichidae. The record is from the annotation of a GenBank genome assembly.
AUGAAGGAAGUGGGGAAGGAGAUCAAGUAGUACACUGAAUUGAAUGGCAGAACAGAGUCUAAUUUAAUUGACACCUUGAAUGCUUUGUACAACUAUGACAUGCCAAAGCAAAAAUUAAGAUCACAUAUGUAGUCUAAAGAUCAAUUGUCACUAAUGCCUUACAAGCAAGGCUACCUAGAGGAAUAUGAAUUCGUAAUGAACAAUAAAGUACAAUCUAAAAGUGAUGCGAUUUAAGCCUCUGUUUCUGAUAUUAACCCGGGAGUCAGAAGUGCUUUGAGUGCAGCUGGAACUACAAAUUCAGCCUUGCCUGAUUAUGUCAAGAAAAUAAAGACAAUGAGUUCGAUCCCCUCUCACUUACUCAAGGAACUACCUUCGAAGUUGUCGUUUAUGGCUGAUUAAACACUUGCUGAAAGGGAAAGUAACCCAGCAUAUGAAAGAAUGCAAAGAGUGUAGUUCAAGAGAGAAAUUGAGAACUCUAUCUAGAAGGUAUCUGAAAUCAGUAAAGACCAACUAGGAAGUUAAAUUCCUAACUAAGAUUAAAUAAUGCAGUAAGAGAUUGAUAAAUAAGGAGAUUCUAAUCAAGAGGAGUAAUUAGGACUUGACAAGAAAUAAAUAGAGAAAGUAGAUGCUAAUAUGGAGGAUGAAAGUCAUCAAAAUGAGUUGCUUUAGCUACAACAAUAGUAAUAAUUGCAAGAGUAGUAAGAAUAGGAAAGGAGAUAGCUUAAGAUAGAAAAAUAGAAGAAGAAAAAGUAGAAGCAGUCCUAGCAGUCACAAGAACUUUGGACUUUUAGUGCUGGAACCCAAGCCUCUAAGAAUUUAGAUGAUUUAUUCAAAUAUUGA